CAACAGUACACUCACCCUACUGCCUUAGUGAAGAGACAUGAAUGUGUAUAUAUCUGUGUCUGUGUGUAUGUGUGCGUGUUAAAGAGAGAGAGAAACCGAGAAAGAGAGAGAGAGAGAUAGAGAGAGAAAAAAAAAGGUAGGGGUGGCAAAUUAGUGACCUGACACUCCCCUCGAAGCAUCUCAGCCGCGUGACAGAAGAAGCAAGACCACAUUAUCUGUGUGCAUGAAUGAGCGCGGGAGACAGAAAGAGGAAGUUGAGCGCACAUCAGACCCAGGAGACCAGCGGGGACUGCAAGAUGAAGAGCAUCCUCACCGAUGCCCUCUCGGACUUCUUAUUCGAGUACGAGACCCCCCGUCAGGUGCUGGUGAAGAGCAAGCGGGUGGGAAUCGUGUGCCGAGUGAUCCAGCUGGUGGUCCUGGCUUACAUCAUCGGGUGGGUGUUCAUCUAUGAAAAGGGUUACCAGAUCACGGACACGGCCAUCAGCUCGGUCUUCACCAAGGUGAAAGGCGUGGGGUACACUCAGGUGGACGGCAAGGAGCAGGUGUGGGACAUGAGUGACUACGUCUUCCCAGAACAGGGGGACGGUUCUUUUGUGGUGAUGACAAAUUACAUUGUGACCUUGGGACAGAAGCAGGAUAAAUGCCCAGAGCUUCAAGGGAAAUACACCUGCAAAUCUGACGAGGACUGCAAAGAAGGAGAAUAUAAACGUACGGGACAUGGGCUGAUGACCGGAAAAUGUGUGCGAGAGACCGAAACUUGUGAAGUCUUUUCCUGGUGUCCUGUUGAAGAUGACACUAAAAUUCCAGCUCCACCUCGUUUGAUGGCAGCAGAGAAUUUCACGUUGUUCAUCAAAAACUCAAUCACCUUUCCAGAAUUUGAGGUUGUACGAAGCAAUCUGGUGGAAGGCGUGGACAAAAAUUACAUCAACACGUGCAUCUACAACCAGACCAGUGACCCUCUGUGUCCCAUAUUCAGACUGGGAGACAUUGUGACGAUGUCGGGAUUCAGCUUUGCUCAGAUAGCGCCUGAGGGUGGAGCCGUUGGGAUUCUCGUUGACUGGACCUGUGAUCUUGACUGGGACGUGAAACACUGUAAGCCAGUUUAUAGCUUCCAUGGACUGUAUGCGACCGGGAAAGGUCCGGAAGACAUGCAAGCCUCCAUGGGCUAUAACUUCAGGAAAGCAAAAUAUUACAUGGACGGCAAUGUUGAAAAAAGGACUCUCACCAAAGUAUUUGGAAUCCGGAUAGACAUUUUGGUUCGAGGACUGGCAAGAAAAUUUGACAUCAUUCCAACACUAACAGCCAUUGGGUCAGGUGUGGGAAUUUUUGGAGUGGCAACUGUAGUAUGUGAUCUGGUGCUUCUAUAUAUACUGCCCAAGAGAGACUUCUAUAAGAACAUGAAAUUCAAGAACACUACCAUCCAGGAACAGGCGCCGGUCAUAACAGACAAGGAAUCAGAUGAGGUAGCGACGUUUCCCAUUGUUGUGAGAUGAACAGGAAUGAAGGAAGAAGAGCGGAGCCUUGCUGCUCUGGGCCUUUGGCUGUGCACUGAUAGAUUUAGCACUGGACACUCAAGAGGGGGCAGCAAGGCAGCGAUGGAAUUUGCCACAUGGAAAAAAACAUUAAUAUACUGUGCCCUCCAAAAGUAUGGCAGCGCUAGAGUGAAAUUAGUUAUUUUUGCUAUAUACUUACGAUUUGGAUUUGAGAUGAGAAGAUGAAUAUGAGACAAAAGUACAGACAAUCAGCUUUUAUAUCAUGGUAUUUAUGUGUGUAUGUUUUACCACAAAAACAACUUUUCGUUUGUGUUGAGUCACUCCAAUUUUUCAGCUGUGCUAAAGUUAACGGAUGACUAACUGGUGUUAACUGUCGCUCAGGUGUUUUCAUUUGCAUGGAUUGUUCACACGUAAAAGAGCAGUGCGUGUCUAGUCUUGGCUGAGACCUUUGUUUUCAUCUGUGGAGACAUUUGGAGUCAGAAUGUUACACCAUCAAGACAGCCGGAGGACCAACUAUGGCUGAAAAACAACUGAUCUGUAACCUGAGAGGACAGAAGAAUACAUUAAGAAAGAUAGCACAGAAACUGAGUAUAUCAAGUAAAGCAGUUUGGAAAGUGGCAGCUGCAGGCCACCGUACGCAAAAGACUUUGAGAGCAGAAUUAUAGAGGCUGCACUGCAAGUUGCAAACCUCUCAUCAGCAGCAAGAAUCGAAAGGCCAGAUUAGAGUUUGUUCUGUGCUGGAGGAAAGGAGGUGUGAAAUAUGAAGGAGGUAGUGGGUGUAUCCUAAUUCUCAAAAAAUGUAUCCUCCUUUCCUGAAAUACCAUGUCAUCUUCUCAGAAACCGAUCUAUGUGUCCUACCUCCCUCCAGUAUCCCAGUAUUGCAGGAAAAGAGUGAAGCGGCUUCAAACUCAGCUCCUUGUCUCCUCCCACUGAAGUCUAGGUGACAUCACCGUGCUCAUGCCCACCGAGAUUCAGAGAAUCAAAAAACAGUGAUGGCAGAGAACUUGAAUUUCCCCAAUUAUGCAAGAUAUUUAGCCAAGUUUCUGUGUGGUUCAGUCGAUUAUUAUUAUCACGCAUAGCAUUCUACCCAAAGGUUAGAUUGUCUACAAAGGAUAACAAAAUGUCAGUUUUGUGGUUUUAAUCCAACAGACAAAUUCGGCAAUUUAAGACGGAGAAGCAAAUUUUUUUAUUUGCUUGUAUGCAUGUUGCUUAAAUGAACAUGACUAAACAUAUGACUCUGUACGUUCAGACAUUGGGCAAAUCAAGAUUCUGAAAUUACAGUACAUUGUUACAUUUGCAUAUACUGUGAGAUGUUUAUUUUGAUCUAAUGUUGCUGAUUACACGUCAACUAGUGUUUCGACGCGAACCACAAUGCCAGGUGUUUGUACAGCCUACUGUACAUGCAUCUACUUGUAGGCUACUUGAAACGUACAAGCUAUUUUGCAGCUUUCAAUUGGACGACCACGUGUGAAAUCUAUGAUUGGCUAUGUGACUGUUUAUAAGGCUUGUGAUAGAACUAUUUCAUCAAUAGUCAGUUGGCUUUGAUGAUGAAGACCAUGAAGAAAAUCAGCUAUCCCGAUUUUCUUCACGCCUCCUUGUUCUCUCCUGUCCUCCACUGGUCUCCUCCCCUCCUUUCCUCCACAUACUUCUGGGGAGGAGGCCAGUGGUAGCUGGGGGGUGGAAGAAAAGAGGUGAGGAGUGAAAAGUAAUGGGAUGCACCCAAGCUCAUGACUUUGGCCUGUGUGGCUGCUUCAGGAACAGCCUCACUCACCUUUUGUCUGGUUAAGUACAAGGCAAUUCCUCCAACCUCACCGGCCUGCUUCAUCCUACAGCAAGACAAUGACCCCGAACACACUGCCACUGCCACACUGGCAUCCAAAUCAUUCGUCAAUGGGAAAAUUUAGAAAGUUAUGACAUGAGAAAUCAUAAUCAAAGUUAAGCACCACACAUAAAUAUUACAGCAAAAAAAUCUAUUAUGAUGUGCGGGCUGAAGAAGUAGGAACAGUUAUUCACCAAUUUUUUGAUGAGUCACAGGCUUUUUCUACAUGACAGAGUUUAAAAUUCAAUGAAGAGGUUUCAACUCAGAGGGGUUAGCGAGGGAGGGUCAUUUUUGACCCUGUGCACAUGGACUGCAUACAUACAUAAUAUGAGGAAGAAGCAAGAGUUAAGUAUAUCAGAAAAAGAUAAAAUUUCACUCUACCGUUAGCAUACUUUUGGUGGGCACUGUAAAUAUACUUUUCAUAUUUCAUAGCGUGUACUAGUUUUGUCAGGGUUGUGCCUUCUCUGUUCCUGCCUGUCCCCGCCUCCCCGUAGUUUUUGUCCUGUCUCACGUCCCUUAGUUUGGUCUGACUGUGUAUGUCUCAUUAUUCAAUUAUUUUCUGUCUCGUUAUUUAAUCAUUGUUCCCACCUGCCUCUCGUCAUCCCUCACUUCUGUGUUAAUUGUGCAUUAUGUUCUCCUGUGUCUUGUUAGCCCCUGUCUAUUUAAGUUCUUGGUUUGCCUGACUCGGGUGCUGGUUCCUUGUGUUUCUGCCCGCAUUCCUGCUUGUGUUUCUGCCCGUACUGUGUCUGCCCUCGUCAUUUGUUUCUUCAUUCUGAGUUUUUUAAGCGUUUUGUUCCUCUGCUUGUUACCUGUUACUAGGAUUUGAGUUUUUUUGGUUUUGCCUUUCGUGGCCUCAUUUUGUUGCCCUGGUUUUGUCUCUUGUUAUAAGUGAAGUCUUUGUUUUAAAAUUA
This is a messenger RNA of Anguilla rostrata (American eel), 4223 nucleotides long. It is a transcript of the gene p2rx1, whose product is annotated as purinergic receptor P2X, ligand-gated ion channel, 1. The record is from RefSeq and is a predicted model, not a curated record. Gene Ontology annotation, biological process: response to ATP; calcium ion transmembrane transport. The coding region runs from base 228 to 1493 and encodes 421 amino acids. Gene Ontology annotation, molecular function: extracellularly ATP-gated monoatomic cation channel activity; purinergic nucleotide receptor activity; ATP binding. Gene Ontology annotation, cellular component: plasma membrane; nuclear inner membrane. The transcript is spliced from 13 exons. NCBI's taxonomy places the organism in Eukaryota, Metazoa, Chordata, Actinopteri, Anguilliformes, Anguillidae.